AUGGGGGAGAAUAAAGAGGAGGAUGACGAGGGCAUUAUCACGUGUUGCCAUCGAAUGACUAUAUGUCCCCGUCUGUUGCGACAGAUCCCCGUCACUCGGCCAAUCUUUCGAUCCAUCGGUGAACGUUUCACCUGGUCCAAGUUAUUCGAAUCGGCGACUUACGCGUUGAUCGCGUCGAUGACCUGGGCAGUGUUGUACUUCUUACUAGGCGACACGAUGUUACCUAAGAACGACGGAUUCGGUUUAUUCACCCUCGCGAUAUUUUCUUCCUGGCUCGGCUCCAGGCUCUCCUCCAUCCCGUACUUGAACCUACCACCCGUGUUUGGGAUGCUGAUCGCUGGCUUGAUUGUUCGAAAUUCCGGACUGUACGACAUUCACGAGGAACUCGGUCCAUCAACCACUUCCAAGAUACGAACGUUUUGCCUGACGUUCAUCAUUAUACGCGCUGGCCUUCAGUUAUCGACCACCACCUUGAAGGAUCAUCCGAUCUUCCUCAUGCUACUCUCCGUUGUUCCUUCCACCGUGGAAAUGCUCGUCCUUGCCGUUUGCUGCAAGCUGAUUCUGUCGUAUCAUUGGGACUGGGCGUUCAUGGCCGGAACGAUGCUCGCCUGUAUGUCGCCAGUGGUCACCGUCAACUGUAUCCUAGCGUUGGUAGAACGAGGUUACGCCGAAGACAAGGGACUCGCGACGAUCUUGUGCACAGCUACUUGCAUCGACGAUAUACACAUCGUUUCCCUGUUCGCCAUCUGCUACUCGAUCGUCUUCACUAACGACAAGGGUAGAACGGAUUGGUGGUGUUACGUACCCGUUGGUCUUCGCGACGCGAUUUUGGGCGUCACGGUUGGAGUGUUGUUAGGAGUUUGCUUCGCCUUCUUGCCCCAUCGUAGCCACAAAUACGCCAGCUGGUUCCGUAUGAUUUGCUUGGUGCUUGGCUCUCUGAUGUGCACCACGGCCACGGCGAAACUCACUGUCUCAGGUGGAGGAUACCUUGCCAGUUUAGUUCUGUCUUUCGUCGCUAUGAUCGGUUGGAAAAUUUUGUCCCUCUCCUUCGACACGACGCCUUUUAGAAGAGCAGCGUACGUUCUCUGGAAGUUUGUGCAACCGAUUCUCGUAGGAAUUAUAGGCGCUGAUAUCGAUCUGCGGGAUUGGAUUCCAUCCAGAUCUGGGCUUCAUUUGGUGUGCGUUUUGAUAGGCCUGGCGGCACGAAGCGUCGCCGUUUACCUGACGACUUUGAGAAGCUCGUUCACGUGGAGAGAACGGCUGUUCGUGGUGGUGUGUUGGAUACCGAAAGGCACGCUACAGGCAGCACUGGGACCAAUGGCAUACGAGCAAGUGCGGUAUCAACGAGAGAAUCGCGAGCAAGUCGAAAUGGCUCUGGAUAUCUUAAGACUCUCGGUGAUCACUAUAUUAUUCUUAGCACCGAUCGGAGCCAGUUUGAUCACUAUCGGUGGCCCGCUACUUCUCGAGCAGGUAACGGACGAGGAACGACGAAGAGAUCGCGAGCUCAGUUACCUAAAACUCGUUUCCUUCUUACCUACGCCGCCCGACGAUGUCAAAGUGAAACCAUUACCGACGAAUCCGUAG
This is a messenger RNA of Habropoda laboriosa, 1584 nucleotides long. Its product is annotated as sodium/hydrogen exchanger 9B1-like. The record is from RefSeq and is a predicted model, not a curated record. Gene Ontology annotation, biological process: proton transmembrane transport. NCBI's taxonomy places the organism in Eukaryota, Metazoa, Arthropoda, Insecta, Hymenoptera, Apidae. Bases 1 to 1584 code for a protein of 527 amino acids. Gene Ontology annotation, cellular component: membrane. Gene Ontology annotation, molecular function: antiporter activity. The transcript has 7 exons.